Messenger RNA from Lampris incognitus (smalleye Pacific opah), 4034 nucleotides. It is a transcript of the gene xkr5a, whose product is annotated as XK related 5a. Gene Ontology annotation, biological process: apoptotic process involved in development; engulfment of apoptotic cell; phosphatidylserine exposure on apoptotic cell surface. Gene Ontology annotation, cellular component: plasma membrane. NCBI's taxonomy places the organism in Eukaryota, Metazoa, Chordata, Actinopteri, Lampriformes, Lampridae. The record is from RefSeq and is a predicted model, not a curated record. The transcript has 7 exons. The coding region runs from base 50 to 1996 and encodes 648 amino acids.
UGCCUAGGAUAAUGUCACCGGAGCGCUCUGCAGCCCGCGUAUCCGUAUCAUGAUAACCGCUGCCGGGGCCGCGGCGGCCCGCGGGAUGCCGUCGGCGGCGAGGCGGAGCGGCUGCUGGGUGGCGUGGUGCCAGGCGGUCCUGUUCGGCGCCUCGGCGCUGGUUAUCGCGGCCGAGAGGAGCGCACUGAUCUAUUGUAUAGGUUUCUACCUCUGGAACGAGGAGACGCAAUGGGCAGGCCUAACGCUGGGCCUCUUCCUGCCGGGGACAGCGGUUCAGGUGCUGAGUGUGAAGUGGUACUACGAUGAUGGCCACGAUCGACGAUACUACCUCUCUGUCAUACACUUUUUACACUUGGGCAUCUUCAAAAGAUUAUGGGAUUGCAUGCGCUCAGUAUUGCACAUGCAGGGCUCAGUGGGUGAGUUUGGCGCUGCAGUCAUGCAACAGGCAGAUGUUGCGGCCCUUUGGCUGCUGGAGGCCCUAGUCCUCACCCUCCCCCAGAGCCUGCUGCAGGCAUACGUGGUGGUGUCCACUGAUGUGGGCAUCUUGUCCCCAGUGGCUUAUUGCUGUGGCUUUUGCCUGCUGUCCAUCUCCUGGGCCCUGGUGCUGUACAGUCGAGCGUGCUGUCUGAUCCGACCGGGCCACCUGCCCAUGCCCCCAGCCGCUUUGCUGUGCCAGCUGGUGUGGAGGGCGGGCAUGCUGGGUGCCAGGGUGACCAGCCUCAUGUUCUUUGCCAGAGUUUUCAACUGGUGGGUCUGUGGAGUAGCAGGUUUCCACUGGCUCACAGCCUCCUUCUGGCUCAUAUCCCAGCAACCAGACAUCUGCAAUGGCCCCUGGUGCUGGCGUGCCUUCAACGGCAUCAUGGGGUUCAUCCACAUCUUCCUCUUCCUCAAUGUCAAAGACGGGCCCUCGCGCUUCCGCAUGGCAAGCUUCUACGCGUUUAUGCUAGUGGAGAAUGCCACUCUGCUACUGGCCGCCUCUGACUUCCUCAGCGAGGCAUCAUGGGACAGCAUGACCCUCCCCACCGCCGUACUGUGCAGCUUUCUCCUCAGCACUACCUCUCUGGUCCUUUAUUACCGAUUCCUCCACCCCAAGUCGACAGAGAUCUCCCAGGGCUUGAAUCACAACCACAUGGGCAGCACCUGUCUGGAGCGAGGGGAGUCCUCCUUCUCCCUUGGCAACAAGAGUCUUCCAGCCGCCUCCAUUCACAACCACGGCAGCUUCUCCCUCUCAGGCGUGGCGGGUUCUUUGGUGGAGCACCCUGGCUCCUGCGGCGCCAGGCCCAACAGCUCAUGCCCUUGCUACCACCACCACUGGCUGCUGAUCCGGUUGGCCCUGAAGACAGGAGACCUGGGGAAAAUCAACCGAGCAUAUGGGGCUGGCGGGGCUGCAGCCAUACUGGACAUGGAAGAGUACAACCCAGAAUUUAAGAGCAAUGAUGGAUUCACUACCACUGCAGGAGGCAGCUGUGACGAGAUCUCCACCUCAGACUCGCAGGGGAAGGGUUUGGCGCCCAUCUCGGACUGCAAGGAGGAAUUCCAGAGUGUGAGUGAGCCCACGUCGACGGAGCAACGCGAAGAAGAGGAUGACAGUCUGGAGAUGGAGAGCCCACUGGAAUCACCCACCUCGGACUUCAAACGCAGCUCACCAGAGGGCAAGUCUGUAUUCGGAGACAGCCCAGAGCGCUACUUCUGCCCCACAGAGUCAAGCUCCACUCUCUAUUUCAGCGCUGACCCACAAUCUCCCAGCAGCACCAGUAACCCGCGUUUGGAACGGGACACCGGGGCCUUGGAGCAGGGCUCGCGCCUCAGCUCCAUCCCUAGCGAUCCAGCCCUUCACAGGGAUGUCCGAGGGCUAGUGGGCCGGGUGGGGCCACGCUACACAUCCACUCCAAAGUUAGACUCUGGGGUGCUGGACUCCCCACCCACUGUCGCCCACCUCACAGGCCCCAGGAGACAGCUCAUAAUGUCGCGUGGAGAAGAAGAUGAAAACUUCUAGCUUUCUUAUUGAAAGAAUCAGAGAGAGAGAGAGAGAGAGAGAGAGAGUGACAUUAACCUAGCCAGCGUCCGUAUAAUAAACCAAAAUUUUGGCAAAUAGGCUUUGUGAUCCACUUGCCGUUGCAGGCUGAGAUGAUUGGCAACACUCUAUAUGAUCACUAUUAAGUGUGCUACGGUGUAUAUACUGACACAUUUAAAAAUAAUGCAACGCCAGCUUGUAGUGUCUUCUAAACAUACACACGUCUCAGAUUAUCAACAGCUGGGAAACACAGAGGUGAAACAUCUACCAGUCUUCCUUGUCAGGCAGCGGUCAGACGAUCGCACAUCUUUAUAGUUGGUGUGUAGAACUCAGGUGUGCACACCCCCUAACCUUUUACAAGAUCUUUUAGGAUUCUCGUAGUUUCUGACAAAUGCAUUGCAACAAAUGUUUGACCAGUUCAACUAUUCAGCAAAGAGACUGCGUGUUCUCCGAAAUUGUAACGAGUCUGGGUAUAUUAACAAAGUCACUCUUGGUUAUUUACAGCUGAAAUCCAUCCAUUCAUCCAUUAUCCAAACCGCUUACCCUGCUCUCAGGGUCGCGGGGAUGCAGGCGCCUGUCCCAGCAGUCACCGGGCGGCAGGCGGGGAGACACCCUGGACAGGCCGCCAGGUCAUCACAGGGCCAGCUGAAAUCCGUGAUUUCCCAAACUACAAACAAGGUGUAGCACCCAUUGUCACAUGUACGCAGUCAGUUCGGCAGUAAACAGUUCCCACCCUUGUAAAAAUGGCAUCCGCGGAUCAAAGCGAAUACAGGCAAUCUAAUAUACAGCCAACUACAUCAAAUUAUAGGGGAACACUGUUGUAUUAUAAUGUGGACUGUAAAGUUGGUAGAAUAGCUAUCCAACAGAAGCAUCGCCACAUCGUCAUCACGUUGAGAUAUUUUCAUGUUUGUGUAAGAACAUGUUUCUCGCUGCACCAGUGUUCAGGGUCAGUGAUGUCAACGGAUGAUGCAUAUGGAGAGAAUCUCCAUCCUGGGUAAAGACACCAGUUGGUGUUAUGUAUGUAACCUGACUCCAUGGUCCAGGUGUAUGAAAUAACUAUUUAUCAAUGGAGCAAAACCCCAGAUUUCAGCUUUAAAAUAAUAAUUUAAUUCAUAUGGGUGACUUGAUUAGUCACAAAGUUGACUUCUGAUUUUAGCAGAUACAGAUGAGUGGUUGUGUGGCGGCGUUAUUGUGGGGAGUGCUCAUGAGCAGUGGGGUGAGGAGCACGGCGGGUGGGGGGGGGUGCACAUCUGAACAACAUUCCUUUAAAAUCUCAGCGCAGGCCGGAGCUUUGCUGGCUACAUAAAAGCACAAGUCUUUUUCUGUAUAAUACAUCUCCUGCUGUGAUUUUUGUUAUUCCCUUUGAAAGACAAAUCCCCUGCUUCCUCUUCAAAGACCACACUAUAUUAAUAGUCUGCCUCUUGUUGACCGACGUUGUGUAGCAGAGGGCUAUGUCAACUUGGCAAAACCGUGUUUAAUGUUUUAACUUUUCUUCUUUUUUCUUUUUUUUAAACUUUGUACCAAAAACAUGUUGAACAUGUAAUUCACUGAAUUGUGUUUUGAACUGGCGUCUUGAAGGGAGAAAGUAUGUCUCAAUGUCUCAGGCACCUAUUUAACUUAGAGAAGAAUCUUCAAAAGGUUAAAUUUUAAAAAAAGAAAGAAAAUAUACUGUCUACGCAACUCUUGUGAUCUUUUUUAAUGUGAUUUUGAUUGCUAUAUCAGAGAGCAAUUGUUUUAUUUAUUUAUUUAUUUUGCUGAACAUUGUUCUUUAAAGAGGAUCAAAUUCAACACUGAAAUUAUGCUGUUUCAUAUUUUUCUCCUUCUCAGGUUAUUUCCCAUUCGAAAUUAUGAUCUGCCACUGGUGGCUUUCAGAAGCAAUAAAUAUCAUAUUGGGGUGACUUGAGGUGAAACGGUUGUGGUCACUUUUGACUCUAAUUGGAUGUGAGUAUUUGUCCCUGUAGCACGCUGCAUCAUGGGUACAGUCAGGCAUGAAGGCCCUGAAUCUCAAAACAGAACAUGA